This is a messenger RNA of Sitodiplosis mosellana (orange wheat blossom midge), 2627 nucleotides long. It is a transcript of the gene alphaSnap, whose product is annotated as alpha-soluble NSF attachment protein. Bases 286 to 1167 code for a protein of 293 amino acids. NCBI's taxonomy places the organism in Eukaryota, Metazoa, Arthropoda, Insecta, Diptera, Cecidomyiidae. The record is from RefSeq and is a predicted model, not a curated record. Gene Ontology annotation, biological process: SNARE complex disassembly; intracellular protein transport. Gene Ontology annotation, molecular function: syntaxin binding; soluble NSF attachment protein activity. The transcript is spliced from 5 exons. Gene Ontology annotation, cellular component: SNARE complex; vacuolar membrane.
UGAAUGCGGCUUAAAGACAUUGACACAUCGUACGUUUCGAAGUUGCCAUGUUCGAUGUGCGAAUUCGUCUUACUGCCCCUUGUUAUCGAUCGAACAAAAAAAAAAUUUCUCUUGUCGUAGUCAUAUACAACGCAGACAGAGAAACAGAGAGAAAGUGAUUGUGACUCAGAACAGAAAAAAAACAGAAAUAAUUCGUCAUUUGUGAACGUAAAAACGCACGGAAUUUUUUGAAAUUACGUAUUAACAUUUUGGUGGAAACGUUUCAAUAAACAAAUAGAAGAUAAAAUGUCUGAUAACGAGCAGAAAGCACUUCAGUUGAUGGCUGAAGCUGAGAAAAAACUUACAACUACAAAAGGAUUCUUUGGCUCAUUGUUUGGUGGUGGCUCAAAUCGACUCGAUGAAGCUGUGGAAUGUUAUCAACGGGCAGCGAAUCUGUUCAAGAUGUCCAAAAAUUGGUCGCAAGCUGGAAAGGCCUUCUGUGAAGCAGCCAACUUGCAUUCGAAGGCUGGUAGCCGUCAUGAUGCUGCCACCAAUUACGUGGACGCUUCGAAUUGCUACAAGAAAACUGAUGUACAAGAAUCGGUUAACUGCUUGCUGAAAGCAAUUGAAAUCUACACGGAUAUGGGCCGUUUCACCAUGGCCGCCAAACAUCAUCAAACCAUUGCUGAAUUGUAUGAGGGCGAAGCAAAUGAUUUGUCACGCGCUGUCCAACACUACGAACAAGCUGCCGACUACUUCAAAGGCGAAGAAUCAACCAGUUCGGCCAAUAAGUGCAUGUUAAAAGUGGCUCAGUAUGCUGCCCAACUCGAAGACUAUGAGAAAGCCAUUCAAAUCUAUGAACAAGUUGCCAGCUCAUGUUUGGAUAGUUCGUUGUUGAAAUACAGCGCCAAGGAGUACUUUUUCCGUGCUGCUUUGUGUCAUCUCAGUGUGGAUUUGUUGAAUGCCCAGCACGCUCUUGAAAAAUAUGCACAGCAAUAUCCGGCGUUCCAAGAUUCACGCGAAUACAAAUUGGUGAAGACACUUUGCGAGCAUUUAGAAGAAACAAACAUUGAAGGAUUCACCGAUGCGAUCAAGGAUUACGAUAGCAUUUCGCGGCUUGACCAGUGGUACACCACAAUUCUGUUACGAAUCAAGAAACAAUACAAUGAAGAUCCCGACUUGCGAUAAAUUGCCCAUCGAUCGACUUUGUUCGCAGUGCAAAACAGCAUCAAUUUAAAGUUUUACCAGGCGUUAGUUGCAAAGCUAAUCACAUAUUAAUUAUGAUUAAUAGACAUGAGUAAGAAUGAAAUAAAACACACCGGAAGAAAUUAAUUAUAUGCAAUUGAUGGGAAGAAAAAUAACAAAAUAUGAAAUAGAAUAAUUGGCAUAAUCGUAAAUGGCAAAUAGAUAUGAAUUUGGAAAAUCCAACAGGAUCUUGAAAAGUAUAAAUGUUAAAAUUCCGUUCACGUUAUAAAAUACAACAACAACAACAACAGCAACUAAAAUAAAAUCAGAAAAUAAAUAAAUACAAAUAAAAUGAUACCAUCAAUUCAGUAGACGGUUAUAAUAGUUCGUAAUGUAUUAAACAUAUAACAAUCUCUAAUUUUAUGCUUCAACUUUAUUUAUACAUAUUCAUUGUUUAGGAUAUAUCAAAAGACAGACGUAAUGUUCAUAGAAUAUUUUCUUUCGGUUUUUGUGAUUGUCCAAAAAAAAAAAAGAAAACUAUUUGUUAUUGGAAUCGGAUGAAGGUCAGCAUUGUGAUGAGCAUUUGCCGGAGUUUGCUGCAUUCAAGAGUACUGCUAUUCCAAUUGGCAAAUCACUUAAAAAAACGUAAGUGAAUCUUUGUGCAAAUGCCAUCCAGGAAUUUUGCACACAGAAAAAUAUGAAAUUUUUUUAUUUUGUCUUCGAUAUGUUUGUAAAUGAUUUUCAAAUGAAAAUACGUAUCUCUAAACUAAAUACAGAAAAAAAUAUAAUAUAUAUAUAAUUUCCUAAUAGAUAAAUUCACGAUUCAAUAAAAUUACCAAAACUUUAGCACGUUUCAAAAUUAUCUUAUAACAACAACAUUCAUCCGCAAACACUUUUAUUGUAUAUCUAUUUAAAGCAACAACAACAAAAAAAUCUAUAACAAAAUAUGAUCUAAAAUAAUGGCGACACGCAAAUAGUUAGUAAGCAUGCUGAAUUAAAAGAAAAACAUGGAUUUGUAGUUCCGUCUAGUCAUGCACUGCACUGCACAGCGAUUCUUAACUGUGAACGAAAUACCGUUUUGCAAUUCAUUUAUGAGACAUUCCCGCACACAAUUCAGUGCAUCAAACAGAAACACAUUUUUACUAAUCAAAGUAGCUAUUUCGUGAUGCUAGAGGAAAAAAACCCAUUUCAUAGAGCCCAAUAAAAAAAAUAGACAACCAAUGAAUCAUUUGUACUAUGCAAAUAGAGUGUACCACCUGUUUUUUUCCUAAUUGUCUCUUUGAAUCACAUCAAAUUGUCAGCCACAUAAAUGGAAAACCAUGCAAAAUACCCCAAAAAAACCUUAAUAAAUUGAACGUAGAUUGUAAGGACAACGAAUUGAGUAAAAAUUGCAAACAGACAGGCAUCGGAUGAUAACAUAGUUUAUUUGUUUUAUUUAAAUAAAGAAACUUUCAUAACACUAA